Molecule: messenger RNA, 2816 nt
Organism: Sardina pilchardus (European sardine)
Lineage: Eukaryota; Metazoa; Chordata; Actinopteri; Clupeiformes; Clupeidae
Product: NACHT, LRR and PYD domains-containing protein 1 homolog
Exons: 4
Coding region: 1120-1980 (286 amino acids)
Source: RefSeq, a predicted model, not a curated record
GUGUGUGUGUGUGUGUGUGUGUGUGAAUGUACUACUGUUUGGUCCUCUGAUUGUUGAAGUAUGAUGAAUAUGUGUACAUAUCAGUGGCUCCCUAUGAUGAUAUUUUGUUAUAGUUAUGGAAUUUGACUGUGUGUGUGUGUGUGUGUGUGUGUGUGUGCUUUAUAGUUAUAGGUACAGUACGUGAGUAAUGAUCAGAUAUGUCAUGUGUUAUGUUGUAAAUAAACUUAACCCGUGCAAUGUUGUCUUGUGUUGGCUAUUCAUGCAUGCUGUAAUUACUUUGGUUUCAGUGGGGGGUAACGUUUCACAGGGGGUAGAGCUUCUACUGGUUAGGGCUUCGAGCUUGUAACUGGAGGGUUGCUGGUUCAACCCCCGACCAGUCCACGGCUGAAGUGCCCUUGAGCAAGGCACCUAACCCCUCACUGCUCCCUGAGUGCCACUGUUGGGCAGGCAGCUCAUUGCUUAGUGUUCACUGCAUGCUGUGUGUGUUCACUAAUUCAAGAAUUGGGAUAAACACAGAGACCGAAUCUCCCUCACGGGAUCAAAAAAGUACUGUAUAUAUACUUAUACUUUAUAUACGACCCCCACCCCACAUACACACACACCCAAGAGGACCAUCAUACUCAACUCUGAGUUGAUGUGUGUGUUUGUAUGUGGAGUAGGAGACUGUGUGUGUGUGUGUGUGUGUGUGUGUGUGUGUGUGUGUUUGUUUUAUAGUGUUCAGACUGGUGAAACUAAUAUGACUGUUAUCAUAUCGGUAAUCAUUUGUCUUCUAGGGUGAAUGGUAGUACCUUCCUAAAGGAGAGUCCAGCAGCAGCAGCAGCCUCUGCUAGCAGCUCCCACUCAGAUGCUGCAGAGCUGCACCUCAGAGACAGGGAGGAUCACCACAAGGAUGCCCCACAGAGGAGCUGUGAAUCCUGUGCUCAAGUUCCAGACUCCAGCCACUGGGUCCUGGUGAAACCUGAAGUCUCCACAGAGGAGAGCAUCUCCACCUACAGCCUGAGUUCUCCUGCAGGGAGCUAUGAGUGUCCAGAGUCUGGUCUGCGCUGGACGUGUGCUGGUCCAGUCACCCUGCAGUACCGCUUCACUGAUUGGCAUGUCUUUGCUGAAGAGCUGGCCCACAUGCAGUUCGGACCUGCUGGUCCUCUGAUGGACAUCAGGCUCAUGUCAGGAGAGCUGGAGGAGAUCCACCUGCCACAUUUCCUCUGUUUGGGGGGUUCUGAGGAGUCUGUGUGUGAUGCCGUGAGGGUCCUGCAUGGGCGGGAGAGUGGAGUGUGUGUGGAGGUGUGUGAGCUGACCAGACACCAUGCCAGGCUUGUCCACCCCUCCUUCUCUCUGUUAGGGCUAGUAUAUUACCUGAGGGAUCUGCUUUUUCCCAAAGUCCACUGUGAGCUGCUGCUCUUCUGCACCUGCAUCACUCCCCUGGAACUCCACACCUACCUGGUGCCAAAUGACCCGGCCCACAUCCAGGCCAUCCACAAGAAGGAGAUGGAGAAGAGGGGGGUGUGGAUUGACAAACCCGGCGCUGUGGGCUCGCUUUGGCUGAAGGACACCUUUUGUGUGAGGACAUUGUGUCCAUCUUGUCCUUCGGAAAUCCAACCUAAGAAGAACCUGAACCUGUGGCCGCCUUCCACUAGUAAGUUUUUUGAAGUGUGCAUGAAGCAGCCAGAGGAGGAGUUUGAUAUGGAGGUCAUCAGCUCUCAGCACACAGAGCCCAUCUGGACAGUCACGAUCCGCAGACGCGACUACUGCCAGCCCAGCAGGAGCCCAGGACAGGGCAGCAGCCAGGGGGCAGACACAGUGUCCACUACCAGCACAGAGGAGAUGCCCUCUGGCUCCUCUAGCCCAGUCCAGCCAGCCUCAGGCUCGUCCUCCAUUACGGCUCACACUGGUGGAGUUGCUGUGGCCCCUAAUCUCUCUGGCAACACCUUCUAUGGACCCGUGCACCUGCUGUUAAAUGCUGAUCAAACUCCACCAAAGUGAACGUCUGAAUGUUGCUAAAACUACCCUUCAUCAUGUUGCUGUAAAUGCCAAUCAAAUAAUUCUCCUGUCUAGUAGCACUCAGGUUUCCUAAUUUCACAUUUUUGAAGACCUGAAUUACAGUAAAUUGGAUGUAAUGUUGCUCAAGGCUUAAAGUGGUCAGGCACAGUGUGGGAAUCCAGGAGUGGACAGGGCCGUUAAGGAUUUUUAACAUGAUAAUUAUACAACAGCUUUGAAAAGGUCUUAUUUGCUUCAGCCACAGCAGUUUUCUUUGUUGUCACAAGUUGUAUAGUAUUUCCCAUUUUUAAAGACAAUUAAAUGAACUGCAAUUUAAAGUUCAUACUCAAGGCUUAGCAGAGCUGUUUAAGAUUUGAAAUUGAAAAUAAUGUAAAACAUAUUGUAAUAAAUGUAUAAUAGUUUUGCUUUAGCAGCCUCAUUUUAGGCUGCUGUUUGAAAUAUAGCACGAGUUCCAUAAGGCGUAUUAACAAUGUGUUGUUUUGUUCUGAAACGUUAAAUGGGAAGAUGCAUUUGUGUACCUAAUUACUGUAUUUUAUCAUUUGAUGUAUCUUUGCUGUGAAGGAUGUAUUUACCAGUACUUAUUUUCUCUUUGAAAAAAUCAACAAAUUUCAGAUUUUGCUCUGGGGUGCCCAAACAUUUGUUCAGCAGGCAUUUUAAACUGUAAAGAGCUUUUUUUUAAUCAGUGGACUUUUUAGCAAUGAGAUCCAUUACCAUCAGAUACAGUCCCCUCUAAAAGUAUUGGAACACAUGCUAAAGUUGACCAUAUAAAGUCAGUCAAAGAUCAAAAGAAAUUGAUCUUAAAAAAAAUAAAAGGAAAUAGU